GAGGAGCGAGAGCGAUAAGAUCAUGCAGUUCGUACACAACAAGGCCAAUGGCACGAAGGACAUGGACCGGCUCUUAGAGAGUAUCAGGAGGUCCGAGGGCGCGAUCCUGAUCAAGACAUGCAGAGAGAUCGAGGGCAAGUACGUGGACUACCUCGCCGAGCUUGUUGGCAAGGAGGUCAUCGCUGUCGGGCCUCUGAUUCAAGAAUCGGCAGGAGGCGAUGCCAGAGAUGAUGAAGGGGAGAUAAUGAGGUGGCUGGAGGAGAGAGAGAGCGGCUCGGUGGUGUUCGUGUCGUUCAGGAGCGUGUGCUUCCUAUCGAAGGAGGAGAUGGAGGAGGUGGCACAUGGGCUGGAGCUGGCGAGCGAAGAAGCGGGGUUCGUGUGGGUGGUGAGGUUAUCAGGAGGAGACGGGGAGAGGGUGAGUGUUGAAGCUUUGCCUGAAGGGUUCUGGAGAGGACCAAGGACAGAGGCAUGGUGGUCCGCGGAUGAACUCCUCAGGCCAAGAUCCUCAUGCACCCGAGCACAGGUGGGUUUGUAAGUCACUGCGGUUGGGGCUCAACAUUGGAGGCAAUAGUCUUUGGCAUACCCAUCAUAGCCAUGCCGAUGCACCUCGAUCAGCCCUUAAACGCCAAACUGGUGGCAGA
Messenger RNA from Eucalyptus grandis, 641 nucleotides. RefSeq names its product flavanone 7-O-glucoside 2''-O-beta-L-rhamnosyltransferase-like. Bases 23 to 535 code for a protein of 170 amino acids. The record is from RefSeq and is a predicted model, not a curated record. NCBI's taxonomy places the organism in Eukaryota, Viridiplantae, Streptophyta, Magnoliopsida, Myrtales, Myrtaceae. The transcript is spliced from 2 exons.